Raphanus sativus (radish) is the source of this 932-nucleotide messenger RNA. Its product is annotated as NADH dehydrogenase [ubiquinone] iron-sulfur protein 7, mitochondrial. NCBI's taxonomy places the organism in Eukaryota, Viridiplantae, Streptophyta, Magnoliopsida, Brassicales, Brassicaceae. Gene Ontology annotation, molecular function: quinone binding; 4 iron, 4 sulfur cluster binding; NADH dehydrogenase (ubiquinone) activity. The record is from RefSeq and is a predicted model, not a curated record. Gene Ontology annotation, biological process: electron transport coupled proton transport; aerobic respiration; mitochondrial respiratory chain complex I assembly. The transcript is spliced from 2 exons. The coding region runs from base 62 to 721 and encodes 219 amino acids.
AACUCCACGACAGAGAGGAAAAACAAAACAAAACUCAGAGAGACAAGACAACAUACAAAAAAUGGCCAAAACGAUUACGCGAAACGCCGCCACGCGCCUCCCUCUCCUCCUCCAAUCUCAACGCGCCGGCGCCGCCUCGGUCUCCCACAUCCACACAUCUCUCCCCGCUCUCUCCCCAUCGACAUCACCGACAUCCUACACCCGCCCAGGUCCUCCCUCCGCCUCCUCCCCUCCUCCCCCGGGACUCUCGAAGACGGCGGAGUUCGUGAUCUCCAAAGUCGACGAUCUCAUGAACUGGGCUCGUAGGGGAUCGAUCUGGCCUAUGACCUUCGGCCUCGCCUGCUGCGCCGUGGAGAUGAUGCACACCGGUGCUGCUCGCUACGAUCUGGACCGGUUCGGUAUCAUCUUCAGGCCGAGUCCUCGCCAAUCUGACUGUAUGAUUGUCGCGGGGACGCUUACUAACAAGAUGGCUCCUGCUCUUCGCAAGGUUUAUGACCAAAUGCCGGAGCCAAGGUGGGUGAUAUCGAUGGGAAGCUGCGCCAAUGGAGGUGGAUACUACCACUACUCCUACUCAGUUGUUCGAGGCUGUGACAGGAUUGUGCCAGUGGACAUAUACGUCCCUGGGUGCCCUCCGACCGCUGAGGCUUUGCUCUAUGGACUCCUCCAGCUUCAGAAGAAAAUCAACAGGCGCAAGGAUUUCUUGCAUUGGUGGAACAAGUAAAACAAGUUUCAGAAUCCUAUCCUUCUUCCCAAUGUGAAAGGGAGAGCUUUCUUUUCAGACAAUUUUCAACAAAGUUUGGGGAUGAUAAUAAAACGUGGACACGUUUCAAUGCAAUGCUUCUUUGUGGUGUGGAUGCCAUUUAAAAUUUGUGUGUUUUACAAGUUUGAUGUGGAAACUUGAAUAAACAUAAGAUUCUGUUAUAUUUCUUUUU